GACCACGCUGCUCCUCGAUACAUCUUCACCAAGUUAUCACCUGCUGCGAGAUGCAUCUUCCCUGCAGAGGAUGACCCAGUCCUUGAGUAUCAGUCCGAAGAGGGUCAGCGCAUUGAACCUCGAUGGUACUGUCCCGUGAUUCCGCUUGUCCUCGUAAACGGAUCAGAAGGCAUUGGUGUGGGUUGGAGCACAAGUGUGCCCAACUACAAUCCGCGGGACUUGAUCGCAAAUGUCCGGCGGCACCUGCGCGGCGAGCCCCUGGAGCCGAUGACGCCUUGGUAUCGUGGCUUCCGCGGCACUGUAGCUGCAACAGACAAGCCUGGGCGAUACGAGACCGUGGGAGUGGCGCAGAGGCACGGCUCGACGCGGAUCGAAGUCACUGAGCUGCCGGUGAGGAAAUGGACCCAGGAUUACAAAGAGUGGAUAAUGGACCAGCUCCAGGCUGCCGAUGACGGAAAGAGAGCCACGAUUUCGGAGUUCCGCGAGUACCAUACGGACAACACGGUUCACUUCAGCUUGGCCAUGCUUCCUGACAAGGUGGCUCUAGCCGAAGGGCGUGGCUUGGAGAAGUUCUUCCACUUGAAGUCCACAAUCUCGACUACGAACAUGCACCUCUUUGAUGCCAGUGGAAAGUUGAAGAAAUACGAAUCACCCGAGGAGAUCUUGCAAGAUUUCGCGAAGGUUCGCCUGGAGAAGUACGGGAAGAGAAAAGAGUACUGCAUCGAAAAGCUUCAGAAGGAGGUGGCCACUCUGACCGACAAGGCAAAGUUCAUUCGCUUGGUGGUGGAUGGCGAGCUGGAGAUUGCAGACCGGGCUUCUCAAAAGGUGUGCAACGACAUGAAGCGCUUCGGACUUCGGACGAAGCAGGAGAUCGAGGCCGGUGUCGAAGAGAAGCCCCAUGCAGCUCGAAAUUCGCGGCGCCUGCGGGCCGUGAUUGAUGUCACCGACACCGAUGUGGAUCUGGCAGGACCUCAAGGCUACGAGUACUUGCUGAAGCUCAAGCUUUGGACUCUCACGGAGGAGCGCUUGGAAGCCUUGCAGCGGCAGCUGGCCUCAAAGCGCCAGGAGCUUGAGGACCUCAAGGCAACCAGCCUGGAACAGCUGUGGGAGAUGGAUUUGGUCCGGCUGGAGUCCGCUUUGGACGUCGUGGAGGCCGAAGAGCGGAAGGAGCAACAAGAGGAUGAUGCCUCUGUGAAUCGUCAGUGUGUCCGACUCCAGGGACAUGAACAUGUUCUGGUCGUCAGUGAUGGCUUCUCUCAGAUCAAGCGCAUCCGCACAGACAAAUGGAAGGCUGUUCGGCGCGGUGGCGCCGGGAAGUCGAUUGCGGGCCACAAAAAGAAGAAGGCAAAGGCGGGGACGAGGGAGAGGCCUUACACCAGCACCUUCCAGCUGUGCUCGGUGGACGUUGUUCGGCACAUUUCGGCACCACAGGAAGAGGAGAUGGAAGCGGAUGGCGAUGAGGAACUGCCGGAUGCGAUCAGCGCCGCGGCGCAUUUCCAUUCACGCGAUUUGCGUGCCAUGGCGGCCAUAGCCAUGGCGAUACUAACCUUACAUCUCUGGAAUUCAGCUGGCGAGAGGGCAGAGUUGCAUCCGAGAGAGCUUUUACGACGACCCGUCACGAAGCAGGUAUGUCUGCUCCAGAGCCAGCGAGACAUGCAGAAGAUCUUUGUUCCCGUGAACGAUACGGACCGCGGUCACGGGGCUUCGAGGAUCCUGUACAGCAUUGGUGCGGGUCUUCACCAGCUGCCUGCGCUGCAGGCUUGCCUUGAGACCUGGGCCUCCAAGCUCGGGGAAGGUGAGAUCCAGGUCAUUGGCCUUGAUGCCAAGGACAGCCCAGUGGAGGCGAAGACGGUGCUUUGGGAUGCGGCGCGGGAGUGCCCGGACAGCCAUGAGGGCGGUGCCUGCAAAGAUGCCGUCGGCCUCGCAAACGCCUACGAGAGAGGUGUAGACUGGGUCGUGCUUCUGGGCACGGACAACUAUGUUCUGCCAGCCCAUUUCGAGAAGGCUCUUAUGAGAUUCGACCCUGCAGACCCUCUCAUCCUGGGCAUCAGAGGAUGCGGAAUGUUGGACUGUCCAGCCGGCGGCCUCUGUGGGGGCGGAGGGCAGGUCUUUAGCCGAGCUGCCCUGAAGUCCUUCUUGGCCCAAGGUCGGGAGGCCUUCCUGCAGGAGCAGAGGUCAGAAGCCCAGGCCAUUGGUGGCUGGGGCGACGUGGCAAACUGCCGAGUUGCCGCGAAACGGGAUAUACCCAUCCGAAAUCUUGUUGGUCUGCAUGCAUGGGAAGUGGAUGAGUCGAAGCUGCACAAGCGAGACCUGACCUUCCACUACGUCAGUGCAGCUGCAAUGUAUGAGAUGGACGAUGCGCACGGAAAGCAUUUGCACAAAGCGGUGCUUUUUGAAACUGGUGUGCUCGAGUCUUCCUCUUACAUCAGAGACAGGGAGGCCUAUGUCGAGGCCGAGAACAUGCGUCGCAACAGUCAGCGGAGAUGA
Messenger RNA from Symbiodinium necroappetens, 2487 nucleotides. The record is from the annotation of a GenBank genome assembly. Lineage: Eukaryota; Dinophyceae; Suessiales; Symbiodiniaceae.